UAAAUGCAGUUUCCAAGAUGGAAUCCUUUGACAGUUCUUCGAGAUUUUUUCAUGAUAAUAAACAUAAUUCUCUGAUAUUCAGCCUUUUAAAUAAACAAAGAUCAGUUCAAAAACUGUGCGAUGUUAUAAUUCAAAUAUUCGACUUUCAAUUUUACGCACACGCUUGCGUUUUGGCGUCUGCCAGUCCCUAUUUUAAUAAAUUAUUUUGCGAUGCAGACAUUCCUAGAGAAUAUUGUGAGAAAAGUCCACAGCUUAUUGAGAUUCACAUUGACACAGAGGUCUCCGGGUACCAUGCAUACUCCACGGCUAUUGAGAAAAUUAUAGACUUUAUGUAUACAAGUUCCAUCAGUCUUGAGGACAACAUAGUGACAGAAAUUGCUGAAGUGGCAAAGAUAAUGCAGCUAACCAGCAUCAUCGGUUUCUGUAAUCUGUACCAGCAAGGCUUUAUUGUGACACACAGCGAAUCACUUGAUGUGUCAACUCAAACAUGUGAUCAGGCUACUGACAUACCUCUCAUCAAGUCUUGCAAGAAAAGAGGCAGGCCCAGGAAACAGCCUGUAGAAAAUGUUGACGAGACUUCUAAUAAUGGCGGAAAUAGUGAAAAAGAAAAUGUAAAUGAUGGUGAGACUAGUGUCAAAGAAGUCCCUAGAAUAGCGACUGAUGAAGUUGUGGAGGAUACUCCUGUAAGAGUGAGUAAAAGAGGACGAUUGAUAAAACCUAGAAAAUUCGAGGAUGAAGUUAUAGAUUGGAUAAAGGUAGAAAAGGACAUGUCAGAUAAUGAAAACGAAACAACUGAAUGUUUCAAUGAUGGCAAGGAAAUGGAUACAAAUGAUCCAAUUUAUGAGCUUCAUAGUGCAGUUUUUAAGGAUGCUAAAAAUCUCAAAUACAUUUGUGAGCAUUGCGGUUACACCGCUAAUAAACUCUCUGAAUUUAACGAGCAUGAACUGGAGCACAUGGUCAUCGAAGGUGUUUGCUUGCAUUGUUACUGGAAGUGUCCAGAGACUGAUCAACAUAAAACAAGCUUGGAACACUUGAUUGAGCAUGUCCAAACUCAUAACACUUCUACAGAAUUUGUGUGCAACUUUUGUUCCUCUAAAUUUGACUCCAAAGCAAAGUUAUAUCAGCAUCUUCCAAAGCAUUCUCAGAAUCGACCGUUUGUGUGUAGCUUGUGUAAAGCCAGUUUCAAAUGGAAGCAUGCUCUGAAGACCCAUUUGGCUGUACACAAAUCCACCAAAGACUACAUCUGUAACCUCUGUGGCUAUGCUACUGUGCAUAAGGUCCAGCUAAAGGAACACUUUCUCCUGCAUACUGGAGACAUGUUCAAGUGCUCAGAACCAGGAUGUGAUUACCAAACAACCAAAAAGAGCAACCUGAAAUUCCACACGAUGGUACAUACGAAGGAGAAACCCCAUGUGUGUGGCUCAUGUGGGGUAAGAUUUUCACUGGAAAAGAACCUUAAACGUCACAUGCUAUUGCACAAUUCCACAAGGCCGUUUCAGUGUACUUUGUGUGCAUUUAAUAGCACACGCUUUGAUAAACUCAAAGAACACUACUAUAAAACACAUGAUAUUGGACAGAAGCCAGCCAAAAAGCUUCGAUUAACGGAUUACUUGAAAAAUUCAGGUGUACAACUGGAAGACCAUAUUGUGGACGAGGAACCUGCCGUUCAAAUGGAAAUGUUGGAGCUACAAGUGCCAGAAUGUGAAGAAGGCACCACUCAAAUCAUGAAUGUGACUUCCUCUACAGGGGAAACUGUUCCCAUUGCUAUAACUAACAAUGGCACAGAAAUUUCAUAUACGAUACAACAUUUCCCCCUUCAGAUUGUUUCUCAGGAAAUUGUUUCUCAGUAAAUUGUUACUGAAUAAAAUACUCAAAAAGUUAAACACCAGUUGUUUAACUUUUAAAUGAAUGCUAC
Dreissena polymorpha is the source of this 1915-nucleotide messenger RNA. RefSeq names its product zinc finger and BTB domain-containing protein 14-like. The transcript is spliced from 2 exons. The record is from RefSeq and is a predicted model, not a curated record. Gene Ontology annotation, biological process: regulation of transcription by RNA polymerase II. Bases 18 to 1850 code for a protein of 610 amino acids. NCBI's taxonomy places the organism in Eukaryota, Metazoa, Mollusca, Bivalvia, Myida, Dreissenidae. Gene Ontology annotation, molecular function: RNA polymerase II cis-regulatory region sequence-specific DNA binding; protein binding; DNA-binding transcription factor activity.